GCCCGGCGGAGGAUGACCGGCAAAAACCAAACCAGCAACGUGACCAACAAGAAUGACCCCCGCUCGCUCAACUCUCGCGUCUUCAUCGGCAACCUCAACACGGCCAUCGUCAAGAAGACCGACAUCGAGGUGAUCUUCGCCAAGUACGGCAAGAUCGCCGGCUGCUCCGUGCACAAGGGCUACGCCUUCGUGCAGUACAUCGGCGAGCGCAACGCCCGGGCGGCGGUGGUGGGCGAAAACGCCCGCGUCCUCGCCGGACAGCCUCUGGACAUCAACAUGGCCGGGGAGCCCAAACCGUACCGACCCAAAAGCGUCUCCAAGAGGCCCCUCUCGGCGGUCUACAGUGGUUACGAGUUUGACUACGAGUACUACAGAGAUGACUUCUACGCCAGGCUUUUUGACUACCACGGGCGAGCGGCACCGUCCCCGCGGUCCGCCAUCCCCCUGAAACGCUCCAGGGUCCCGCCGGCCUCGUCCCGCCGCGUCAAGACCUCUUCGCCCGUCAAGUCGUCCUCAUCCUCCAUGUCGUCCUUGGGACCUCCCGCCUCCUCCCCCUGCCCCGAUGCCGUCAAAGUCAAGACGGAGCAGCUGCAGACCAUCAGGAGGGAGCUGACGCAGAUCAAGACCAAGAUCGACUCCCUGCUAGGACGCCUGGACAAGAUGGAGAUGCGGCAGCGAGGCAUGUCCGAGGCUCAAAGGAUGUACGAGGACAACCGCGACAGAGGCGACGAGUCGGCGUCGGAAGCGGUCGAUGACUCCGGCGAGGAGGGCGGUGACGGCGCACCGACGGACGUCGAGGCCGGGGAGAUGAGCGACGCCGGUGACGACGACGAGGAAGAGGAGGAAGGUGCCCUUCAUCUGAUGGAAAACCACAUUUCCGACGUCGACAACUGAGCACCGGCAUCUCUUCCAGUAGAGCUGGUGCAAUGUGGGCUGACUAAUAAUGCUGGAAGGAGGUUUUUUUUUUUUACACUUCAUUCGCACUCUAUAUUUACUCGUAAUAACAUAAUUAAAUAGAAUCGCGAGGAUUGGGCAAUUUGCGCGUCAUGAUUCAUUCGUUGCGACGCCUUGUGUUGUGGCGUUCGCAACCUGGCCACCAGGGGGCGGCAUACGUUGCUAAAGUCACAAAGCAAGACCCAGCACCGCAUAAAUGCAAUUGAUCAGAUUUGGAGCCACUUUCUGGGAUCUUGGUAAAAGAGUUCGCCUCGCUGCAGGAGGUCGAGGAAUUGGCAAUUCCCUUCACCUGGCGAGGAAGGACGACAAGAUGAAGAUUGGACUGCAUUGGAACAGACGCUAAAUCAAAGCUACCUUAUGUAAAAAAAAAAAAAAAAGAAGAAAAAUGGAGGCAAGCAAGAGGCGGCCACGACUUGGCACUCCCGAAGUUACUUUCCGUUGUGCGCUGGACUGUCAUUGUCUCCCAUCGAGAAACUUUGGAUCAUUUCCUACCAUUUGGUCGUCCACAAUGGACAGCCUACGACAUUUUGAAAUCAUUUGAUGCACGUUGCUCGUCUACAACCGUGCCAUUGUUUUCCCUCUUCACUGUUUUUUGCUCAGUAACCAAAUGUCGCUAUUUAAUGCUGCGUAUUUUUUUUCGUGUAUUUUUGUGUGUGCGCACUGAACACUUGUUUACAUUUUGUGAUUACAUGUUAUGAUAAAAGGUGCCAACUCACCGUGGCCGAAGAUUUGACGGCAUUCAUUGUGCUCCUCUGAAUCCGUGCGGCUGUUGUUUGUUUCUUUGUUUUUGUUUUGCUCUUCUCUGGCUGUCCAGAUUUCGAAUCGACUGCUGCGCUUUUAAGGCUCACUGCACGCAAAUUCCACCUGCAAAAAAAAUGUUCACAAAAGUACAAUGAACGAUUCGAAACAUUUACGUCAAAUAUGUUUGUGUGCGUGUGUGCGUGCUCACUCCCACCCACUUUAAAUAUAUUUAUUAAAACACACUUAAGAAAAUGUUCCAGAGCUGUUGUCACUUCUUAGCUUUCAAGAAACUAAAAAAAAAAUAAAAAAUUCUUGCUCACACAGCUUGAGAAGAAAUUGUCUUUCGUGGAGCUAAAAAGCUCCAAAUCCAGACCGUUUAAAAAAAAAAAAAGCGCCGCAUCGGUGAUUUGUGUGCACUGACCCUUUAAAUCACAAACUCAUAUCUAGAAUCCAAAACGGCUUGGAACAAUCCUUUCUUACCUUCGUUCAUUUUGCGAAGCGUUGUAAGUAGAGAGGUCGUUACCAUGACAACUGCAGCUAGACUACAAGAGCAGUUGUCGACAGCCCUAGCUGCAGAAAACUGAUGUAUAGAAAAUGUACAUUUUUUUGUAUCAAUAUUUUUUAUCAAAAGCAUGUUUACUGUACUUUUUUUUCAGUUGAUGCUCAAAUAGAACAAAUAGAAAACUAUGAUAGAACACAGUAUAAAUAUAUAAAACGGCUGUAAGGAAAAGGAAAGCUCAUUGUUGUUUAUCGUGUAUAUAAAACAAGUUGUGUUCUUCUGAAGUCAAUAAAAUGUGUCACGUUUA
Messenger RNA from Syngnathus typhle (broad-nosed pipefish), 2501 nucleotides. RefSeq names its product RNA-binding Raly-like protein. Gene Ontology annotation, cellular component: nucleus. The record is from RefSeq and is a predicted model, not a curated record. The transcript has 8 exons. The coding region runs from base 13 to 894 and encodes 293 amino acids. NCBI's taxonomy places the organism in Eukaryota, Metazoa, Chordata, Actinopteri, Syngnathiformes, Syngnathidae. Gene Ontology annotation, molecular function: RNA binding.